This is a messenger RNA of Haliotis rubra (blacklip abalone), 1295 nucleotides long. RefSeq names its product angiopoietin-4-like. The coding region runs from base 70 to 567 and encodes 165 amino acids. The record is from RefSeq and is a predicted model, not a curated record. The transcript is spliced from 4 exons. Lineage: Eukaryota; Metazoa; Mollusca; Gastropoda; Lepetellida; Haliotidae.
CGAGGCCUGUUAGUAACACUGAAGCAUACAACAUACAGACAUCAGCAUGGACGGGGACAGAUUCGAUGUAUGCGACGACGUGGGUUUCACAUAGAAAGCCUUUGGCAAAAAUCAGAUCCGUGGUUUAACAGUUUUAACAGCAUUGGUGGUUGUGUUCAUCAUUGGCUGUGUGGCGGUUCUCUGUGUGUCGUCGUCGGUACACUAAGGAGAACCCACCACAAGCUUCCAUUUUCCAUAAAACACGCUGUUUAUGAUAAGAAGGGAAUCGGAGAUGACGGUUCAGCGCCAUCUCGGAUCAUCAUACAGAGGAGGAGGACGGGGGACGUGGACUUCACCAGGACAUGGAAAGAGUACAGAGACGGUUUUGGUGAUUUAGAUGGAGACUUCUGGUUUGGAAAUGACAACAUUCACAAGUUGACACAGAAAGGCUACACCCGGCUUCACAUCGAGCUAACAACAUUUGACAACAUCACAUACAACAUUGAAUACGGUGACUUCCGGGUGCGAUCAGAAGCAGAGCAUUACCAGCUACUUUGGCCAAUUUCAAGCCAGGUCACCUUGCCCUAACGUUCGACUGUCUCAUUUCCCAUAACGGAAGCAGAUUUUCUACGGUUGACAGGGACAAUGAUAUGUCGGAACAGAACUGUGCCUCGCUUUACUUCUGUGGAUGGUGGUACACUUCUUGUCAGCUGUGCAACUUAAACGGACUUUACAGGAGUAAGGAACUCUACAAAAGGGGAUAUAAUCUGGUGCUCUAUUGACAGAUACAGGGGAAUUAAACACACACUGAUGGCCUUACAGUCACAGUCCUGAUCUACUUACCAACGAGGGGCGGCGGAGUAGCCUAGUGGUUAAAGCGUUCGCUUGUCACAUCGAAGACCAAAGUUCGAUUCCCCACAUGGAUUCAAUGAGUGAAGCCCAUGCUGUGUCCCCCGCCGUGAUAUUGCGCGGGAUAUUGCUUAAAGCGACGUAAAGCAAAAACUCACUCACUCACUAGUACCACCACUUGAGGAUCUGACCAGGAAUAAGGUGAUGAAGAUAUUGUGCAUACCAUACAUCUGAACACAUUUGUAGAGCUUGUUCCUCACAUAAAAUGUGACUAUAUCAAGACGAUGUUUCUUAGAUACAUGGAUAUAGGUGACUUUUUAAAAUACUUUGCAUCUAUCAGUAUAAUUUUCUCACCCUACUGAUUGGCUAGUUAGUUCCGUUUGUUCCUACCAAUGAAAAUGCAUAGCCGUAAUUCUGAGAAAAUUCUGAGAAAUAUUCAAAAUGCCACUAAAUCUCAUCAUUUUCUG